CCGAGUCAUUCCUAGAAGACGUACGGUCGACUCAAAGUACACUCUAUAGUUAUAGUAUAGUUAGUGAAUUGCACAGGUACGGAAUAUGUCUACAAAGGUCGCUGUAGUCACGGGAGCCAACAAAGGCAUCGGACUGGCCAUAGUGAAGGGACUUUGUAAGGCAGGGUACAGCGGUGAUGUUCUCCUGACCGCUCGCAAUGAGGCGCUGGGAAAGGAGGCGCUCGAGCUGGUGAAAGCUGAGGGUUUCCAAAAUGUCGUCUUCCAUAAACUCAAUAUCUGCGACCAAAGCAGUUGCCUGGCGCUUGGAAAGUUUCUGAAGGAUAAAUACGGAGGCCUGGACGUGCUCAUCAACAACGCGGGAAUCGCUUACAAAGCGAACGCCACUGAGCCGUUUGGGGAACAGGCUGAAGUCACCAUGCGCACCAACUUUUGGGGGACACUGUGGGUGUGUCGUGCUCUGUUCCCACUGCUCAGGCCUAAUGCUCGUGUGGUCAAUGUGUCCAGUUUUGUCAGCAAGCGGUCUCUGGAUAAAUGUAGCCCAGAACUUCAGGCAAAGUUGAGAAGAACAGACCUGUCUGAGGAGGAGCUUUGCUCACUGAUGGGGGACUUUGUUACUGCUGCACAGAUUGGAGCUCAUGAGGCUCAGGGCUGGCCGGACACUGCUUAUGGUACCACCAAGAUUGGAGUGACUGUUCUUUCAAGGAUCCAGGCACGGGUUCUUAAUGAAACUAGACCCAGUGAUGGCAUCCUUCUCAAUGCCUGUUGCCCAGGCUGGGUUAGAACAGAUAUGGCCGGUUCAAAUGCCACCAAGAGUACAGAGGAAGGAGCGGAAACUCCAGUGUACCUGGCAUUGUUGCCAGAAGGAGUCAAGGAGCCACAUGGACAGUUAGUUUGGGACAAAACUGUGCAAGAAUGGUAGAA
Tachysurus vachellii is the source of this 921-nucleotide messenger RNA. It is a transcript of the gene cbr1l, whose product is annotated as carbonyl reductase 1-like. The record is from RefSeq and is a predicted model, not a curated record. Lineage: Eukaryota; Metazoa; Chordata; Actinopteri; Siluriformes; Bagridae. The coding region runs from base 86 to 919 and encodes 277 amino acids. The transcript is spliced from 4 exons. Gene Ontology annotation, molecular function: carbonyl reductase (NADPH) activity.